Coccomyxa subellipsoidea C-169 is the source of this 1292-nucleotide messenger RNA. RefSeq lists its product as hypothetical. The record is from RefSeq and is a predicted model, not a curated record. NCBI's taxonomy places the organism in Eukaryota, Viridiplantae, Chlorophyta, Trebouxiophyceae, Coccomyxaceae. The coding region runs from base 1 to 615 and encodes 204 amino acids. The transcript is spliced from 7 exons.
AUGUCUGUCAUCACGCUCCGGAGCGUGGAUCUCAGCGACUUUAUGGACAGAGGGCCUGCAUUCGUAAUGCCUGCCUGCAUCACGACUGGCAUGAAGCUGGAAUGGGCAGAGCCUGUGGAUGCUGACGAAGAGGACUUCGAGGAAGAAGAGGGGGAAGAUGAAGAAGAGGAGGAGGAAGAAGCAGAGGAGGAAGGAGGGGUAGAGGGGGAUGAAGGUGAUGAGGAAGAGGAGGAGGAGUACGAGGAGGAGGGAGCGGCCGCUGGGGGGGAGGAGGGAGAUGAUGACGAGGAUGAUGAUGACGAGGACGAUGUGGAGGGGGACAACCAGGAGUAUGUGGACGAGGAAGACGACGAGGAAGAAGAGGAAGAUGAUGAGGAGGAUGGGAAUGACGAGGAAGUGUUGGGGACUGCUUACCUUGCCGGCCAGGGUCCCCCCAUCGAGGAUGAUGAGGAGGACUAUGACGGGGAGGACCCCCCGGCAAGCGAAGACAUUGAAGACGAGGAAGAUGAUGACGAGGAGGAGGAAGCCACCGCGCGCCCACAGAAGCGGAAACGGUACGACGAGGAGGAAGAGGAGGAGGAGGAUGACGAGGGCGAUGACGAGGAUGAUGAGUAAUCGGAUGAUGAGUAAUCGCCCCCAUCGUGCCAUGCGCAUCAGCACAGCAGCCGGGCUCCUCUGGGCGGCUGGGCUUGUUCCAGAAAUCAAUACCUGACAGCCUCUGGUGCAUGCAACUCAGCAUAACAAGGCUCGCUGGCGAGAGUGUGAUCAGCUGGCACGUGCUGACAGCCGACAGUGCCCUCUCUAGCCCUGACUGUCUUGCUUGGGCCAUUGGGGUUGCUCUCUGAUCACCUAAAGCUGUCAGCGGCCUUUUGCGAUGUGAAUAUAGGCUGCAGCAGUCAUGCAUGCGGUGUUCAGGACACUGCAUCAAGAGCCCCUGCAGCUGUUGGCGGUUGCAAUUACUUUGACAGAGCUACUUUUGAGGCUUUGACCAGGGAUCGGUUGAGAUUGGUGCAACGCUGCGGCUUGUACGCUUCAUCUCAGAUUUGACAUUUCUCCAAUGCACCUAGGUGGUUAAAUGCAGCUUGGGGAAGAUACAAUAAUUUGUUUUGAGUUCAGGGUUGCUGCACACGCUACGGUAUCAGAUCAAUAGACAGGUCAAAGCGAUUUUGUGAAUGUAGUUGCGACUCGUCUGCUCCUUAAUCGAAGAGAGUGUCACCAAACAACAUGCCAGGGAGACUGGGGACCAUAAGGCAUGCUUUGCCAAUGACCUCUUUAAGAAGGACAGAGUUUAC